Molecule: messenger RNA, 1347 nt
Organism: Salvia splendens (bonfire salvia)
Lineage: Eukaryota; Viridiplantae; Streptophyta; Magnoliopsida; Lamiales; Lamiaceae
Exons: 1
Coding region: 1-1347 (448 amino acids)
Source: RefSeq, a predicted model, not a curated record
AUGCCGGUGGCUUCGGUUGUGGAUUCGGAUGCAUUCAAUCUUCUCAACCAACAAAUGAUGUUGUUGAAUCAAAAGGUGGAUGGCCUUAGUUUGGGAGUUGCACCUAUGGGAGAGCCUUUACAUACCGUGGAAGAUGUCAAUUAUGUGCAUCAAGGAGGGAAUCAAAGGAACUUCUACAACUAUCGCCCUAACAAUGGGGGUGGUAAUUACCAAGGCUAUCGCUCACCCUUCAAUGCACAUCCAAACCUUUCUUAUGGCAAUCCAAACAAUGCUAUCCAACCACCUCCACCACCUCGUUUCCCUACACCUAGUGGGUCGACAAGUGGGGCCGCUAAUGUGCCCACCAAUUCUAAACCUUCAAGUGAUGAUGUCACCCAUGAGCUUCUAAAAGCUCUAAUGGAGAAGACCGAUGGAAUCAUGACACAAUCUACUAAGAGAAUUGAUAAGGUUGAGACGGCGGUAGUGGAGGUCACCACGAGAAUGGGGGCUUUGGAGCAUCAAAUGAGUCAAAUUGCCCAAGCCGUGGGUCAACUUCAUCAACCGGGGCAAUUCCCAAGCAACACCAUUCCUAACCCAAAGGAUUGCAAGGCUAUCAAUUUGAGGAGUGGAACAAGCUAUAAGAGCCCCCCUAUGCCCGAAAAGGAAGCUAUUGUGCAACCCGAAGAAGAAGAGACAAUAGAAGUGGAGGCAUCAACGAAGAGCCCACCAAAAGAUCAAGCCGAGACAAUAGUUCCUCCUAAGCCCACGGAAGUUAAACUUCCUUUCCCUCAAAUGAUGCAAAAGAAAAAGAAGGAUGAACAAUUUUCAAGAUUUUUGGAUAUCUUUAGGAAAGUUCAAAUUAACAUCCCUCUUGUUGAAGCACUUCAACAAAUGCCAAGUUAUGCAAAGUUCCUCAAGGAUGUGGUAUCACAAAAAAGGAAAUGGGGGCACUAUGAGACGGUCAACUUGACGGAGAGUUGCAGUGCAAUUAUUCAAAGGAAGUUGCCGGCCAAAAUGCAAGAUCCGGGAAGCUUCACUAUUGAGUGCACUAUUGGAAAUUGCUUUGUGGGGAAUGCCUUGUGCGAUCUAGGGGCUAGCAUUAAUCUUAUGCCAUUGUCCUUCUUCAACAAGUUGAAUAUUGGUAAAUUGAGAUCGACUAGCAUUACUUUGCAAAUGGCGGAUAGAUCGGUGGCAUAUCCCUCGGGCAUAGCAGAAGAUAUAUUGGUGAGGGUGAAUGAGUUCAUAUUCCCCGUUGACUUCGUGGUGUUGGACAUGGAAGAGGAUAGAAUUGUACCUCUUAUUUUGGGAAGACCGUUCCUUGCCACCGGGAAGGCCAUGAUCGAUGUUUCAAAAGGGGAACCAAAUUGA